CUCAGUUUCCUUCCGAGGGUUUAUCACACAGAUCAAAACCAUGGCGACCUCUUUCCUCUCUCGCUCCCUCCCCAAAACCCUAGCCCUCUCCUCCUCCUUCCUCUCCCGCUCCCUCUCCACCGCCGCUGCCGCUGCCGCCUCCUCCACUCUCUCCUCCGCUCACUCCCGCUCCCUCAUCCACCGCCUCCGCCCCCUCGCUGGCGCCGCCCUCUCCUCCGCCGCCAAGUUCUCUCCCCACGCCGUCCGAUGCUUCUCGGCGAACCCCACCAACACCUCUCUCCGCGAUCCGAACCCGAAUUGGUCCAACCGGCCCCCCAAGGAGACCAUCCUCCUCGACGGCUGCGACUUCGAGCACUGGCUCGUCGUCAUGGAGCCGCCGGAGGAGGGCGUCACUAGGGAUGACAUCAUCAAGGAGUACAUCAAAACCCUAGCCUUGGUCGUCGGAAGUGAGGAAGAAGCGAGGAUGAAGAUUUACUCUGUUUCAACUAGGUGCUACUUUGCAUUUGGCGCACUUGUGUCUGAGGAGCUGUCGUACAAACUGAAAGAAUUGCCAAAGGUCCGCUGGGUGCUUCCUGAUUCUUACUUGGAUGUUAAAAACAAGGACUAUGGAGGGGAACCUUUUAUUAAUGGGGAAGCGGUACCAUAUGAUCCCAAGUACCAUGAGGAGUGGAUAAGAAACAAUAGUCGGGCGAAUGAGAGAAACAGGCGCAAUGAUAGACCUAAGAACUUUGACAAUUCAAGAAACUUUAACAAUAGAAGGGAAAACAUGCAGCGCCGAGAGUUCCAGAACAGUGGACCCCCUCCCUUGCCUAAUCAACCUGGGCCAAAUAGACCUGGCAUGGCUGGGCCUCCGAACAACAAUAUGCCUCCCAACAUGGGUGCGCCAAACAACAACUACGGUGGAGGGCAGGCAGCCUACAAUCAGGGGCCGCCAAGCAACUACAAUCAGGGGCCGCCAAACAACUACAAUCAGGGGCCGCCAAACAACUACAAUCAGGGGCCGCCAAACAACUACAAUCAGGGGCCGUCUAACAACUAUAAUCAGAUGCCUCCAAGCAACAAUAUGAGAGGACCACCGCCCCAGAACAACAUGGGAGGAGCGCCGAACAACAUGGGAGGAGCACCACCACAGCCAUCGUGGUCUGAUCCUGCACAAUACCAAAACAAUGGUGGUGGUCAAAACCGUUAUUGAGGUGAUAUGCUAAGCUGCCAUCAGUCUCUGUAGGCAGUCACACAUGCUGUAGAGAGAUUUUAGGAGGAGGCUGCUUCCCCUGGUGGCUUUUCAUUUUCUAGUAUUUUUGUUUGACUCCUUGUUGGGUUGGGACCUGGUUGCCUUAAAAUUGAAUAUGGUUAUAAUCUCAUGGUCAUAGCUGGAUAUGAUUAGUGGUAUCUUCUUCCUUUGCUAUGUAAUGAGUUAUUUCAUGUAGUGCACAUAUUGGCUAAUAGCAGACUAUCUAGUUACUUUGGUAUUGUGGUAUCAUAUCUAGUCUAUAAUUUUCUGAAUUAUGCUUUCUA
Messenger RNA from Argentina anserina (silverweed cinquefoil), 1515 nucleotides. Its product is annotated as multiple organellar RNA editing factor 8, chloroplastic/mitochondrial-like. The transcript is spliced from 4 exons. Gene Ontology annotation, cellular component: mitochondrion. Gene Ontology annotation, biological process: mitochondrial mRNA modification; cytidine to uridine editing. The record is from RefSeq and is a predicted model, not a curated record. NCBI's taxonomy places the organism in Eukaryota, Viridiplantae, Streptophyta, Magnoliopsida, Rosales, Rosaceae. The coding region runs from base 41 to 1192 and encodes 383 amino acids.